GUGCGCGCAGGUCUGAUCGAGCGCGAACGGUCUUGACUAUAUAUGGGCAAAGCCGAGCGUCCUCGUGCCGCCCGCCGCCUCUUCCGCGUUCAGCGUUCCGCGAUCGCCGGUGACAGAAGCGUUCAGAACCGACCGGGCCGUUCCUCACAGCCGCUCAUUCAUUCACCGCUCACCGGAAACAAAGCCGAGAUGUCCUACGAGCUCAAGAGCGUGUUCGCCAGCCUUCCUCACAUGGAAAGGGGCGUGGCCAAGGUCCUGGGCGGAGACCCCAAAGGGAACAACUUCCUGUACACCAACGGCAAGAGCGUGAUCAUCAGGAACAUCGAGAACCCAGCGAUCGCAGACGUCUACACCGAGCAUCCUCAUCAGGUUAUCGUGGCCAAAUACUCUCCCAGCGGUUUCUACAUCGCGUCGGGCGAUGUGUCGGGGAAGAUCCGUAUCUGGGACACGACGCAGAAGGAGCACCUGCUGAAGUACGAGUACCAGCCCUUCGGAGGGAAGAUCAAGGACAUCGCCUGGACCGAGGACAGCAAGAGGAUCGCCGUGGUGGGGGAGGGGCGAGAGAAGUUUGGCGCGGUGUUCCUCUGGGAUUCGGGCUCGUCGGUCGGAGAGAUCGUGGGUCACAGUAAGAUCAUCAACAGUGUGGACAUCAAGCAGACGCGGCCGUAUCGUCUGGUGACCGGCAGCGACGACAACUGCACCACUUUCCUCGAGGGGCCGCCCUUCAAGUUCAAAUGCACCAUUAGCGAUCACAGUCGCUUCGUGAACUGCGUGCGGUUUUCUCCGGACGGGAAUCGUUACGCUUCGGCCGGAGCCGACGGACAGAUUUUCCUGUAUGAUGGUAAAACGGGAGAGAAGCUGGGGUCUCUGGGAGGAGAGAAGGCUCAUGAUGGAGGCAUUUACGCUGUCAGCUGGAGUCCUGACAGCACGCAGCUGAUCUCGGCGUCAGGUGAUAAGACGGUCAGACUGUGGGAUGUGGGCAGCGGCGUGGCUGUCUCCACCUUUAACCUGGGCUCAGAUGUUCAGGACCAGCAGCUGGGCUGCUUGUGGCUGAAGAACCACCUGCUCAGUGUCUCUCUGUCUGGAUACAUCAACUACCUGGACAGGAGCAACCCGGACCGGCCGCUGCGCACCAUCAAGGGACACACCAAAUCCAUCCAGUGUCUGACGGUCCAUAAGGCAGACGGCCGAUCCAGCAUCUACUCAGCCAGCCACGACGGACACAUUAAUUACUGGGACUCUGAGAGCGGCGAGAACGAGGAGUUUGUGGGUAAAGGACACUCAAACCUGGUGUCCAGGAUGACUGUGGACGAGUCGAGCCGUCUGGUGACCUGCAGCAUGGACGACACGGUCCGCUACACUGACCUGAGCAAGAGAGAGUACAGUGCGUCUGAUGUAGUGAAGAUGGACAUGCAGCCCAAGUGUGUCAGUGUGGGUCCAGGAGGUCUUGCUGUCACCGUGUGCAUUGGACAGCUGGUGCUGCUGAAGGACAAGAAGAAGCUCUUCACGCUGGACUCUCUGGGAUACGAGCCCGAGUCCGCAGCCGUUCACCCUGGGGGCGGAGCCGUGGCUGUGGGCGGAGCUGACGGGAAGGUGCGUCUGUACGCGGUUCAGGGAAACACCCUGAAGGAUGAUGGGAAGGUGCUGGAGGUGCAGGGGCCUGUGACGGACAUGUCGUACUCUCAGGACGGAGCGUUUCUGGCCGUGACGGAUGAGAAGAAGGUCAUCACUGUGUUCACCGUCGUUGAUGGAUACACGGUAAACUCCUUUCACUCUCAGAUCUCAGAUAAACUCCUGCAUCAGUAAUGAACAGCUGUUUGAUUCACACUCCCUCACUGUUCAGAAUGAUAUUCCUCCGCUUCCUCUGAUAUAACCAGAGUUGUGUUUCUUAA
This is a messenger RNA of Sinocyclocheilus rhinocerous, 1892 nucleotides long. RefSeq names its product WD repeat-containing protein 1-like. The transcript is spliced from 13 exons. The record is from RefSeq and is a predicted model, not a curated record. Gene Ontology annotation, biological process: locomotion; actin filament depolymerization; sarcomere organization. Bases 43 to 1806 code for a protein of 587 amino acids. Gene Ontology annotation, cellular component: cortical actin cytoskeleton. Gene Ontology annotation, molecular function: actin filament binding. NCBI's taxonomy places the organism in Eukaryota, Metazoa, Chordata, Actinopteri, Cypriniformes, Cyprinidae.